Messenger RNA from Indicator indicator, 1521 nucleotides. It is a transcript of the gene NOB1, whose product is annotated as NIN1 (RPN12) binding protein 1 homolog. The coding region runs from base 1 to 1272 and encodes 423 amino acids. The record is from RefSeq and is a predicted model, not a curated record. NCBI's taxonomy places the organism in Eukaryota, Metazoa, Chordata, Aves, Piciformes, Indicatoridae. The transcript has 9 exons. Gene Ontology annotation, cellular component: preribosome, small subunit precursor. Gene Ontology annotation, biological process: ribosomal small subunit biogenesis; maturation of SSU-rRNA. Gene Ontology annotation, molecular function: RNA endonuclease activity.
AUGGCGCGUGUGCCGCACGUCGUGGCCGAUACCGGCGCCUUUCUCAGCGCUGCCCCACUGCAGGACAUCGCGGAGAACCUGUACACCGUGCCCGAGGUCCUGGCCGAGAUCCGCGACAGGCCGACGCGCCGUCGCCUAGCUGCGCUACCCUGUGAGCUGCGCCUCCGCCGCCCGCGGCCCGACCUGCUGCGCCUCGUGACUGAGUUCUCCAAGAAGACUGGGGACUACCCCAGCCUCUCAGCUGCUGACCUGCAGGUUCUUGCCCUCACCUGCCAGCUGCAGGCUGAGACUGACGGCCUUGGCUGCCUCCGCUGGGAGCCCCAGGACAAGGUGCGGCUCAGCUCCACCCCACGGCACCCUGAGGCCCCCUUGCAUCUCGCUGGCUUUCACCUGCCCACCAAGCACAAGCGCCCAGGGAAAGGCCAUUGUCAUCCCAGCCCCGAGAAAAACGCAGUCCCAUCUGAGAGUGACGAGUUCAGCUCCUUCCUCUACUGGCGAGCUCCCCUGCCCAGCAUCGAAGAGGAGCUGCAAGAGCUGCUGGUGAGACCUGGAGCCUUCUCACUUCCCGAGACCACUGAGGAGCACCAGAGCUCUGAGGAUGGGGCCAGUGCUGAGGAAGAGGAAGAUGAGGAGGAGAGCGACAAUGAGGGCUGGAUAACGCCCAGCAACCUCAAGCAGGUCCAGCAGGAUACAGGGCACUGCAACACUGCUCCUGUUGAUGUCCAGGUCGGCUGCAUCACCACUGACUUCGCCAUGCAGAAUGUGCUGCUGCAGAUGGGCCUCCACGUGCUGGCAGUGAACGGCAUGUUGAUCCGGCAGGCCAGAAGCUACAUCCUCCGCUGCCACGGUUGCUUCAAGACCACCUCAGACAUGACCAAGGUUUUCUGUCCCAACUGUGGUAACAAGACACUGAAGAAGGUAGCAGUGAGCGUCAGUGAGGAUGGGAGCCUGCACAUGCAUUUCUCCCGCAACCCCAAGGUGCUGAACCCCCGAGGGCUCAGGUACCCACUGCCAGCCCCAAAAGGGGGGAAGCAUGCCAACAACCCUCACCUGGUGGAAGACCAGCCCUUCCCACAGCAGCGGCUGUCCCGCAAGGCCAGGCAGAAGACAAACGUCUUCGACCCAGACUACAUCGCCGGGCUCUCGCCCUUUGUGGAGAACGACAUCUACAGCCGUGCCGCCAACCUGCAGAUCCGUGAUGCAGCGCUGGGCGCUGGCAGGAGGCGCCUCAACCCCAACGCCGUGACAAAGAAGUUUGUGAAGAGGAGGUGAAGGGCAGGAUGGGGCUGAAGGACCGUCCUCCAGGUGCUGCAUGUUGCUUGCUUUAUGGCUCCAGAAGGUUGAGGCCUCUCCUGACAUCCUUGUCAAGGGUCUUUCCUUUGAUACUUCUCUGGUGCCUGAAGCACAGCCAUGACUGGAGGUGACAAUUGCUGGGUUUGGAGAGGCUCUGACACAAGAUUCCUGCUGGAAGCUGGGGGAGCCAGGUGAGAUGGCACCUGCCUUGCUCCAGGCCACAGCUGU